Molecule: messenger RNA, 4069 nt
Organism: Macrobrachium nipponense
Lineage: Eukaryota; Metazoa; Arthropoda; Malacostraca; Decapoda; Palaemonidae
Gene: Dysb
Product: dysbindin protein homolog
Exons: 7
Coding region: 513-1253 (246 amino acids)
Biological process (GO): negative regulation of protein kinase activity
Cellular component (GO): cytoplasm
Source: RefSeq, a predicted model, not a curated record
AUAUUUUUCUGUAACAUGGUUGAUAAAAUGAGUAGUACUUUCAGGAUUGUGUUUCCUUCUAUUCGAGUGUUUAGUGGACGAAUGCCAUGGAGCAGUGUUAAAUUUAAUAAUUGCCCACGGUCCCGUCCUACCUUGGAAGACCGGUGCGUUUAAGAAAAAAAAUAACAAUUCAAUAUAGAACCGUAUACGGUUCAUUGUGUCGAAUUACAAUAUCUGAUUGAGUUUAUGAAUAAUUUGCUGGACAGGACAUUUAAUAGAAAAUUGUAUUUCACGGACAUCUCCAAUUAUUGUUAUUUAUUAUUACAGUGUGUUUGGUAUCUCCCUCAUCAUUAACUGUCGGAUGGGAGACACCCUGCUAAAUGACGCUCUUAGUCUUGAGACACCGAAUGAAAGUCAUCAAAGACAUCAUCGAGUAGUUCGAACACCACCAGUCACCAACAGCCGAUGGUCAGGCUCCGAAGGCUCGACAUUGAUUACGAGUUGGAAGGAUAGACAGAUUACUUAAACGAGCCAUGUUUGAGUCCCUCAGGAAGAAUAUUCAAACUGUGCAAGAUGGGAUUACAGCCGGAUUUCAACGACUCUCAGUUGGUGAAAGGACUGCUAGCAGCCCCACAGAGUCCCAUGUCAACUUGGCAGCUGGGGCUGAUCUCUUGCAGAUGUACCAGACUCAGUGGGCCACCAUGCACCAUAUGGCAGAACAGAAUGCAAAACUUGCAAGCAGUAUUGAUAGUGCCAUAACAGCAUUAGCAGAUGAAUGUGAAAGCCAGCACAGCCAGAUGGCAGAAAUUCAUUCACUUCUGGCACAUUUACCAAACAUCAUGGCUCAGCUACAUUCCAUGUUGGCAACCAUAGGUUCAACACGGGGUCUUUUUGAAGAAGUUGAGGGUGGUUUGCUGGCUCUAGAAGAUCUGGAAGAAGAGCUUGCAUUGCAAGAGCAAACACUGGAUCUUCGAUUGAGUUUAGCACUUGCAAGAGAGAAGCAUACUCAUCGCCUGAAUUCUCUUAAUAGCGAGUUGAAAGUCCUGCAUGAGGCCAAAAUGUUAUCAGUAGAGAAGCACAAAGAGGUUGAACGACAAGAAAGACAAAAGGUUUUCUCAGAUCAGUUUACAGAAGACAUAAGAAACUUUAAAGAGCAUGGACAAGUUACUCGAAGAAUAUCAACGCCAGCUGAUGACAUUGAUUUGAAACUAGAAGACGUUGACUUAGAUCAGGAUACAAGUGAAUUGGACAGUUUCUUGAAUGAUCCUGCGUGAAGCUCUUUUAUUCAAGUGAAGUGCUGAAUAAAGCCAACCUUAUAUAUAUAUAUAUGGAUUCAUUCUACCAAGUUAAUACAGUAUUCUCUCAUUUUGAAUUUAUGAGAAAAAUUGUAAAUCAGUAUAUAGUUCUCUCUUUAUUAAAAAAAAUUCUAUUUUAAGAAUGAUCAAACUAUUUAAACUGAAGUGUGUGCAUUUUUUCAUAAUCUCUUCUGUUUUCAUGUGCCAUUGGAGUAAGCAAGUUGUGUUUGGUGUAAUAGCACAAAUUUUUCUGAGUACAGUACAUACUGUAUAAUGCUCUAGUAGUUUUUAGGUGAAUAUUUUUCUUAUAAAUAAUAAAGUUAAAGGAACCAGAGGGUUAUUAAUAUUUUGAUAAGUUAUUUAAAGAACCUUUCAUCAUGUAAGUUGAUUAAUUUGAAUUUAUAAAUGUAUUUAAAGUAAAAAAUUUCCUACCUCAGUUUUGUUUAAUACCAUUGUUGGAUAAUUUAUGAAUAAUGAUAUUGCCUGUUUUAUAAGGCUUUCUAUUGCUGCACCUUUGUACAGUUGACUUGCAAAUUAUGCAAAAUGAUCAUGUACUAUUAGGUGGCUAUAAGCAUUUAAAAUAAAUUUUCAUUAAAAUUUCCAGAAAGUACAAAGUGUUAAAUAGCCGAUAGUUGAAGAAUUUAAUACGUAAUACGUAGUAUAAUAAUGGGUACGUUGGUUUGUAUUGAUUUUAAUUAUUUAGUAACUGUUUACAAACAUUAGAUGAAAUUACGUAGCGUCAGAUGAAUAAAUAUAAUAUAGUAAUGGUAAAAAAUAAUAUACGAUUGUAGGAAAGCUUAGCAAUGAUAGUAGUCUCGGUACUUAUUUAAAAGGUUUAGUAAUGGUCAGACAACUAAGUAAUAGUGUAUUGGGCGAAAAGGAUGGAAAAGUUAGUGAUUGUUAAUGGGUGAAAAGUUUUAACAAUGGGUAAAUAGAAUAUUCUUGAUGAAAAGAUUUAGUAAAGAUGUAAAGAUUUAGUAAAGAUGUAAAGUUGAGGAAUUUGCAAGUAGCCACCAACCACUCACUACAUGUUAUAGUCCAUAGGGAUUAUAUCUGUAUGCAACAGACAUGCGUGUUUCAAGUCCACUGUAUUUUUAAAUUCUAACUUAGUAAUGUAUUGCAAGAUACAGAAAUGUGAAAUAGUUAAUUUACAUUCCAGUUAUUUUAUUUUCAUGUAGCAUUACCCAGAGAGUGGAUGGGUAAGUAAAUUAAAUGUAUUGUGAUCUCUAGGGCUAAGACAUGAAUCAGUCUCUUGAGUUACUCUGAGUUUUUGUUGUUUCAAAUUCUUUGGUUUUAAUGCCUUUGCCACAUUAUUUUAUUUGUACAGAUAUGUAAAAGGGUUACUCUUCUGGAAGUGUUAUUCUUUAAGGAAUCCACAUCAAUAAUUGAUUGGUAUUCAGCUUCUUGUAGAAUUGUUUUGUAUUAUUUUGUUUAAUUUAUCCAUUUUCACACUAGUCCAUGCACUGGUUAGCUAGUCAUUAUAUUUUUAACUAGUCAGUGCUCCUGAUUAUCCAUUUAGUAUUAGUAACAAUUGCUGUGAUUUGAAGUUUUCAGAAACAGGUUAGUCAAACUCUCACCCCACUGUAUUGUUACUUAAUCCAGGAAACAGUUCUCUAGGGAAACAAUUUCUUCUAAGAUAGAAUUAUUCUUUAGACUGUACGUUGUCAGAGGAGGCAUUUAAAUAAUCCUUAAUGAUUUACACAUCCUUAAUUUGCUUUGCUAUACAUGAUUUUUGAGAAAGCAUAAAAUUUUUUAAUGAGAGUUGACCAAGUAGUUUGUUCAUUACCUGAACUUGUGUGGACAGGAAAUUUAUUACUCAACAGCUAAUGGAGCUGUAUUGUUACAUUGUAGUUGGCGAGAAUAAAGUACUGUAAUUGUAUUUUGGUGUAGUCCAAUGCUGUUACUGCUGAUUGAGAAUGUUAACGUGAUCACAUUAUCAAAUGCUAGUCAUGAUGGCCAGUCAUUACCCAACUCUUAUUUUGAUAUUUUAAAAAUUUUAACAUUUUUCAUUUAAGCAGCCAUUCAUUUGCUGGCAUUUGAAGGUUAAUAUGAGCACAAAUUUGCAUUCACUUGUCUAUUUUUUGCAGAUCUUAUAAGUUUGGUUUAUUUAAUCACAUAACCAUAAUAUACUCUACAUAAUAAACUUGGUGAAUCUCAUUAAGAUGUAGUAACCAGCUUGAGAAGAGCCUUUGUUAGGCUCAGAUGUCUGGUUAAACUAAUAUUUUUCCUAUCCUGUGGCAGUAAUUUACAUCUUCAUUGAUAUCAGAUUUGAGAGGUAAUUAAAGUGAUAAAGGCACUGCUAAAUAAUUUAAAUAUCACUCUUAUAAAACUUUUGCUCUGUCAUCCUGAGUAUAAGAACACUGCUUGGUGAGGCAGCCAAUGUGCUUAUGUUUGGUAUUUAAUUUUGCAUGAUGUAAUUAGCUGUAAUGGUUGUACUGAUAAUUUGUAAACAUUUUUGCUGGAUACUGUAAAUUAAGUACAGAAGGAAAGGAGUAUGUAGUUACAAAUUUGGCAUUCAGGAAUUCAGCAGUCUUACUCGUUACUUUAGUUAAUCAGAUUGAGUACUUUUGGAAUGACUAAUAUUUUCUUUCAGAAUUCAUACUAUGAAUUUAAAAAAUCCUGUAUGACGAGCAGGGAAAAGGUUACAUUUUGUGAGAAAAGUGUAAUGUCAAAAGUAACCAGCUGGUGUCUUAUUUUAUCUGUACGGAGUUGUAGUGUAAGCUUUUUGUAAUUGGCAUACGUACUUUAUAAUUUUUAAAGUUCGAUCCCGUAUCCAUUGGCAUUUGCGUGUAUUA